CGGGCAGGCGGCGGGACAUGGCGGCCCACAAGCCGGUGGAGUGGGUGCAGGCCGUGGUGAACCGCUUCGACGAGCAGCUUCCCAUAAAAGCUGGCCAGCAGAAUACCCACACCAAAGUCAGCACAGAACAUAAUAAGGAAUGUCUCAUAAACAUUUCCAAGUACAAGUUUUCCCUGGUGAUAAGUGGUCUCACUAAUAUCUUAAAAAAUGUUAACAAUAUGAGGAUAUUUGGAGAAGCUGCUGAAAAGAAUUUAUAUCUCUCUCAGCUGAUUAUAUUGGAUACACUGGAAAAAUGUCUUGCUGGGCAACCAAAGGACACGAUGCGACUAGAUGAGACGAUGCUGGUCAAACAGUUGCUGCCAGAAAUCUGCCAUUUUAUCCAUACGUACCGUGAAGGAAACCAACAUGCAGCCGAACUUCGCAAUUCUGCCUCUGGGGUUCUCUUCUCUCUCAGUUGCAAUAAUUUUAAUGCAGUCUUCAGCCGCAUUUCCACCAGAUUACAGGAACUGACUGUGUGUUCGGAAGAUAAUGCUGAUGUUCAUGAUAUUGAACUUUUACAGUAUAUUAGUGUGGACUGCAUAAAACUGAAACGAAUAUUGCAAGAGACAGUAUUUAAGUUUAAAGCCCUAAAGAAAGUAGCUCAACUGGCAGUUAUAAACAGUCUUGAAAAGGCAUUUUGGAACUGGGUGGAAAACUAUCCCGAUGAAUUCACAAAGCUGUACCAGACACCACAGACUGAUAUGGCGGAUUGUGCAGAGAAGUUGUUUGACUUGGUGGAUGGGUUUGCCGAAAGCACGAAACGUAAAGCAGCAGUUUGGCCACUGCAAAUCAUUCUUCUUGUCCUGUGUCCAGAAAUCAUUCAAGAUAUAGCCAAGGAUGUGGUGGAGGAAACCAAAAUAAACAAGAAACUGUUUCUGGACAACCUCAGGAAAGCACUUGCAAGCCAUAGUGGGAGCAGACAGCUGACUGAAAGCGCUGCUAUUGCUUGUGUUAAACUGUGCAAAGCAUCCACCUACAUCAACUGGGAAGAUAAUUCUGUCAUUUUCCUUCUGGUGCAGUCCAUGGUUGAUGAUCUUAAGACCUUGCUGUUUAAUCCGUGUAAACCUUUCUCAAGAGGCAAUCAGAAUGCAGAUGUAGACCUUAUGAUAGACUGCUUAGUUUCCUGCUUUCGCAUAAACCCUCAGAACAACCCAUACCUUAAGAUCUGCUUGGCACAGAAUUCCCCAUCAACGUUUCAUUAUGUGCUGGUAAACUCACUCCAGCGAAUAAUCACAAAUUCUGAAGUAGACUGGUGGCCCAAGAUUGAUGCUGUGUACUGUCACUCCGUGGAACUCCGCAGCAUGUUCAGUGAAACACUUCAAAAAGCUGUGCAGAGUUGUGGGGCGCAUCCAGCAAUUCGUAUGACACCGAGUCUUACAUUUAAAGAGAAAAUGACAAGCCUUAAAUUUAAAGAAAAACCUACAGACUUGGAAACCAGAAGUUAUAAGUUUUUGCUGUUAUCCAUGGUAAAACUAUUACAUGCUGAUCCAAAGCUCUUGCUGUAUAAUCCAAGGAAGCAAGGGCCUGAGACACAGAGUAGCACUGCUGAAUUAAUUACUGGACUUGUACAACUUGUUCCACAGUCCAACAUGCCAGAAAUAGCCCAAGAAGCCAUGGAGGCCUUGCUAGUUCUUCAUCAGUUAGAGAGCAUUGAUUUAUGGAAUCCAGAUGCACCCAUAGAAACAUUUUGGGAAAUUAGUUCACAAAUGCUUUUCUAUAUCUGCAAGAAACUAACUGGUCAUCAGAUGCUCAGCAGCACAGAAAUCCUCAAGUGGUUGCGUGAGAUUCUGAUCUGUAGGAACAAAUUUCUUCUAAAAAAUAAACAAUCAGAUAGGAGUUCCUGUCAUUUUCUCUUCCUUUAUGGGGUAGGAUGUGAUGUCUCUGGCGGUGGAGCUAGUCAACUUUCUCUUGACCAUGAAGAGAUGCGCUGUGCUCCGGGAGCUACCCUCAGGAAAGGGAAAGGCAACUCUUCCAUGGAAAGUACAGCAGGAUGCAGUGGAACUCCAAUAUGUCGCCAAGCCCAAACAAAAUUAGAGGUUGCCCUGUACAUGUUUCUGUGGAGCCCUGACAUUGAGGCAGUUCUUGUUGCGAUGUCCUGUUUCCGUCAUCUCUGUGAGGAAGCAGAUAUCAGGUGUGGAGUAGAUGAAGUCUCGGUACAUAAUUUUUUGCCAAACUACAACACCUUCAUGGAGUUUGCGUCUGUCAGCAAUAUGAUGUCAACAGGGAGAGCAGCUCUUCAGAAAAGAGUGAUGGCAUUAUUAAGGCGCAUUGAACAUCCAACUGCAGGCAACACUGAAGCAUGGGAAGAUACACAUGCAAAGUGGGAACAAGCUACAAAACUAAUCCUCAACUACCCAAAGACCAAAAUGGAAGAUGGCCAGGUUACUGAUAGUCUUCACAAGACAAUUGUCAGGCGACGAAUGUCUCAUGUUAGUGGGGGAGGCUCCAUAGACUUGUCUGACACAGAUUCUCUGCAGGAAUGGAUCAACAUGACAGGGUUCUUGUGUGCUCUCGGAGGAGUGUGUCUCCAGCAUCGUAGCAAUGCAGGAUUAGCAACUUACAGCCCACCCAUGGGUCCAAUCAAUGAGCGUAAGGGCUCCAUGAUAUCGAUGAUAUCCACCGAAGGAAAUGCAGAGACUCCUGUUAGCAAAUUCAUAGAUAGAUUACUAUCGCUAAUGGUCUGUAACCAUGAGAAAGUGGGACUUCAGAUACGGACUAAUAUUAAAGAUCUGGUGGGUCUGGAAUUGAGUCCAGCACUUUAUCCAAUGCUGUUUAACAAACUGAAGAAUACCAUCAGCAAAUUUUUUGACUCUCAAGGACAGGUUUUGUUAACUGAGACCAACACACAGUUUGUAGAGCAGACAAUUGCUAUAAUGAAAAACCUGCUUGAUAAUCAUACUGAAGGGAGCUCAGAACAUCUGGGGCAAGCUAGUAUAGAGACCAUGAUGCUAAAUCUAGUCAGAUAUGUACGUGUGCUUGGAAAUUUGGUACAUGCAAUUCAAAUAAAAACUAAACUCUGUCAACUAGUGGAGGUAAUGAUGGAGAGGCGAGAUGACCUUUCGUUUUGCCAAGAGAUGAAAUUUAGGAACAAAAUGGUGGAAUAUCUGACAGACUGGGUUAUGGGCACAUCCAACCAAGCAACAGAUGAAGAUGUAAAAUGCCUGACCAGAGAUCUAGACCAAGCAAGUAUGGAAGCAGUGGUCUCUCUUCUCGCUGGGCUUCCACUACAGCCUGAAGAAGGAGAUGGUGUUGAACUGAUGGAAGCCAAAUCCCAAUUAUUUCUUAAAUAUUUCACUCUAUUUAUGAAUCUUCUAAAUGACUGUAGUGAAGUUGAAGAUGAAAGUGCACAAACAGGUGGCAGGAAACGUGGAAUGUCUCGAAGACUGGCUUCGUUGCGACACUGCACUGUUCUUGCUAUGUCAAACUUACUCAAUGCUAAUGUGGACAGUGGCCUUAUGCACUCAAUAGGCUUAGGUUAUCACAAAGAUCUCCAAACAAGAGCUACAUUCAUGGAAGUCCUCACCAAAAUUCUACAGCAGGGUACAGAGUUUGAUACGCUAGCAGAAACUGUACUAGCAGAUCGGUUUGAGAGAUUGGUGGAAUUGGUCACUAUGAUGGGUGACCAAGGAGAGCUACCUAUUGCUAUGGCAUUGGCCAAUGUGGUCCCUUGUUCGCAGUGGGAUGAACUAGCUCGUGUCCUGGUCACCCUCUUUGACUCCCGGCACUUGCUCUACCAGCUGCUUUGGAACAUGUUUUCUAAGGAAGUGGAACUGGCAGAUUCCAUGCAGACUCUGUUCAGGGGAAAUAGCUUGGCCAGCAAAAUAAUGACUUUCUGUUUUAAGGUAUAUGGUGCUACAUAUCUGCAGAAGCUCUUGGAACCUCUAUUAAGGACCGUGAUCACAUCCUCUGAAUGGCAACAUGUCAGCUUUGAGGUGGAUCCUACAAGAUUGGAGCAUACAGAAAGUCUUGAAGCCAACCAACGGAGUCUCCUGCAGAUGACUGAGAAAUUCUUCCAUGCAAUCAUUAAUUCCUCUUCUGAGUUUCCACCCCAGCUUCGCAGCGUGUGCCAUUGUCUGUACCAGGCAACUUGCCACUCUCUACUGAAUAAAGCUACCGUAAAAGAAAAAAAGGAAAACAAAAAAUCAGUUGUCAGCCAGCGGUUUCCUCAGAACAGCAUUGGAGCAGUUGGAAGUGCCAUGUUCCUAAGGUUCAUCAAUCCUGCAAUUGUCUCCCCUUAUGAGGCAGGGAUUUUAGAUAAAAAGCCUCCACCUAGAAUUGAAAGGGGCUUGAAGUUAAUGUCAAAGAUACUUCAAAGUAUUGCCAACCAUGUCUUGUUUACGAAAGAAGAACAUAUGCGGCCUUUUAAUGACUUUGUAAAAAGCAACUUUGAUGCAGCACGAAGAUUUUUUCUUGAUAUUGCAUCUGAUUGUCCUGCUAGUGACACUGUCAAUCACAGUCUCUCCUUCAUUAGUGAUGGCAACGUACUUGCCUUACACCGUUUACUUUGGAACAAUCAGGAGAAGAUUGGCCAGUAUCUUUCCAGCAACAGGGAUCACAAAGCUGUUGGAAGGCGACCUUUUGACAAAAUGGCUACUCUUCUUGCCUACCUGGGUCCACCUGAGCACAAGCCUGUGGCAGACACACACUGGUCCAGUCUAAAUCUCACCAGUUCCAAAUUUGAAGAAUUUAUGACUAGGCACCAGGUACAUGAAAAAGAGGAGUUCAAGGCAUUGAAAACAUUAAAUAUUUUCUAUCAAGCUGGGACAUCAAAAGCUGGCAAUCCUGUUUUCUACUACAUUGCUCGGCGGUUCAAAACAGGUCAGAUCAACGGUGAUUUAUUGAUAUACCAUGUUCUUCUAACUUUGAAGCCAUACUAUGCUAAGCCAUAUGAGAUUGUAGUGGACCUCACUCACGCCGGGCCCAGCAAUCGCUUUAAAACAGACUUCCUUUCCAAGUGGUUUGUAGUGUUUCCAGGCUUCGCUUAUGAAAAUGUCUCAGCAGUUUAUAUUUACAACUGCAACUCUUGGGUAAGGGAAUACACCAAAUACCACGAGCGGCUUCUGACAGGCCUGAAAGGCAGCAAAAGACUUAUUUUUAUAGACUCUCCCGGGAAAUUGGCAGAACACAUUGAACAUGACCAGCAGAAACUUCCAGCUGCUACCUUGGCUUUGGAAGAAGACUUGAAAGUAUUCCACAAUGCUCUCAAACUCGCCCACAAAGACACCAAAGUUUCUAUUAAAGUUGGGUCUACCGCUGUGCAGGUAACAUCAGCAGAUCGAACAAGAGUCCUGGGACAGACAGUGUUUCUAAAUGACAUUUACUAUGCCUCUGAGAUUGAGGAGAUAUGUCUAGUCGAUGAGAACCAGUUCACCUUAACCAUUGCCAACCAAGGCACACCACUCACCUUCAUGCAUCAGGAGUGCGAAGCCAUCGUGCAGUCCAUCAUUCACAUACGGACUCGAUGGGAGCUGUCACAACCAGACUCCAUCCCACAACAUACUAAAAUCCGCCCUAAGGAUGUCCCUGGAACACUACUGAAUAUAGCAUUGCUUAACCUGGGAAGCUCAGACCCUAGUUUACGGUCUGCUGCCUAUAAUCUUCUGUGUGCCUUAACCUGUACCUUUAAUUUAAAGAUUGAGGGCCAGUUACUGGAGACUUCAGGUCUGUGUAUCCCUGCCAACAACACCCUUUUUAUUGUGUCAAUUAGUAAGACUCUGGCAGCUAAUGAGCCACACCUUACCUUAGAGUUUUUGGAAGAGUGUAUUUCUGGAUUUAGCAAAUCUAGUAUUGAACUGAAACACCUUUGCCUGGAAUAUAUGACUCCCUGGUUGUCGAAUCUGGUCCGAUUCUGUAAGCACAAUGAUGAUGCUAAACGCCAGCGAGUCACAGCUAUUCUUGAUAAGCUUAUAACGAUGACAAUAAAUGAGAAACAGAUGUAUCCUUCCAUUCAAGCAAAGAUAUGGGGGAGUCUUGGACAGAUAACAGAUCUACUUGAUGUAGUGCUGGACAGUUUCAUCAAAACCAGUGCCACAGGGGGCUUGGGAUCCAUAAAAGCUGAGGUUAUGGCAGACACAGCUGUAGCACUGGCUUCUGGAAAUGUGAAAUUGGUUUCAAGCAAAGUAAUAGGGAGGAUGUGCAAAAUAAUCGACAAGACUUGUCUGUCUCCAACUCCUACAUUAGAGCAACACCUGAUGUGGGAUGAUAUUGCCAUUCUAGCACGUUACAUGCUGAUGCUCUCCUUUAACAAUUCUCUUGAUGUGGCAGCACAUCUCCCCUACCUCUUCCAUGUAGUUACUUUGUUGGUGGCCACUGGUCCUCUUUCCCUUAGAGCUUCCACCCAUGGCCUGGUCAUCAACAUCAUUCAUUCUCUGUGCACUUGUUCACAACUUCACUUUAGCGAGGAGACGAAGCAAGUUUUGAGACUCAGCUUGACAGAGUUCUCGCUGCCCAAGUUUUAUUUGCUGUUUGGAAUCAGCAAAGUGAAAUCAGCAGCUGUCAUAGCAUUCCGAUCCAGUUAUCGGGAUAGGUCAUUCUCUCCUGGUUCAUACGAGAGGGAGACUUUUGCACUGACUUCCCUGGAAACAGUUACUGAAGCUCUGCUGGAGAUCAUGGAGGCUUGUAUGAGAGAUAUUCCAACAUGCAAAUGGCUGGACCAGUGGACAGACCUAGCACAAAAGUUUGCAUUCCAAUAUAAUCCAUCUCUGCAACCAAGAGCACUUGUCGUCUUUGGCUGUAUCAGUAAACGAGUGUCACAUGGGCAAAUAAAACAAAUAAUCCGAAUUCUUAGCAAGGGACUUGAGAGCUGUUUAAAAGGUCCUGAUAAUUACAACAGCCAAGUUCUUAUAGAAGCCACAGUUAUCGCACUAACCAAGCUGCAGCCACUUCUUAAUAAGGACUCUCCUAUGCACAAGGCCCUCUUUUGGGUGGCAAUGGCAGUGCUGCAGCUAGAUGAAGUUAACCUUUAUUCAGCAGGUACAGCACUACUUGAACAAAAUCUACAUACCUUAGAUGGUCUUCGGGUAUUCAAUGACAAGAGCCCCGAAGAAGUAUUUAUGGAAAUCAGGAGACCUUUGGAAUGGCACUGCAAACAGAUGGAUCAUUUUGUUGGACUCAACUUUAACUCUAACUUUAAUUUUGCACUAGUAGGACAUCUUCUAAAAGGAUACAGGCAUCCCUCUCCUACCAUCGUAGCAAGGACAGUAAGGAUUUUACACACACUACUAGCUCUGGUUAACAAACAUAGGAAUUGUGACAAGUUCGAGGUGAAUACCCAGAGUGUGGCUUAUCUGGCAGCUUUGCUGACAGUAUCUGAGGAAGUUCGAAGUCGCUGCAGCCUAAAACAUAGGAAGUCUCUCUUGCUGACAGAGGUUUCAAUGGAAAAUGUUCCUAUGGAUACAUAUCCCAUACAUCACAGUGACACCAGCUGUAGGACACUAAAGGAAAACCAACCGUGGUCCUCUCCAAAGGGGUCAGACAGACAUCUUGUUGCCAAUUACCCCACAGUGGGACAGAUUAGCCCACGAACACGAAAAUCCAUGAGCUUGGAUAUGGGGCAGCCUUCACAAGCCAACACUAAAAAGCUACUAGGUACAAGGAAAAGUUUUGACCACUUGAUAUCAGACACAAAGGCUCCUAAAAGGCAAGAAAUCGAAUCUGGGAUUACCACACCCCCCAAAAUGAGGAGAGUAGCUGAAAAUGACUAUGACAUGGAAACCCAGAGAAUAUCACCCCAACAACACCCUCAUCUUCGGAAAGUUUCUGUGUCUGAGUCUAAUGUCCUUCUGGAUGAAGAGGUCCUUACUGAUCCAAAAAUUCAAGCCCUGCUGCUUACUGUUCUUGCAACAUUAGUAAAGUACACUACAGAUGAGUUUGACCAACGAAUUCUUUACGAGUAUUUAGCAGAAGCCAGUGUCGUCUUCCCAAAGGUCUUUCCUGUUGUGCACAAUUUAUUGGAUUCCAAGAUCAAUACUCUUUUGUCACUGUGCCAAGACCCAAAUUUGUUGAAUCCAAUUCAUGGGAUUGUUCAGAGUGUUGUCUACCAUGAAGAAUCUCCACCCCAGUACCAAACUUCUUACCUACAAAGUUUUGGAUUUAAUGGCUUGUGGAGGUUUGCUGGGCCAUUCUCUAAGCAAACACAAAUCCCAGACGAUGCUGAGCUUACAGUGAAGUUUCUUGAUGCCUUGAUUGACACCUAUUUGCCUGGAAUUGAUGAGGAAACCAGUGAGGAAUCUCUACUGACACCUACAUCUCCUUAUCCUCCUGCAGUGCAGAGCCAGCUUAGUAUUACUGCAAACCUGAACCUUUCUAAUUCUAUGACCUCACUUGCAACUUCCCAGCAUUCCCCAGGAAUUGACAAGGAGAAUGUCGAACUCUCCCCCACCACUGGACACUCCAACAGCGGGAGGACACGCCAUGGGUCCGCAAGUCAAGUGCAAAAGCAGCGAAGCGCUGGCAGUUUCAAACGUCACAGCUCUAAAAAGAUUGUGUGA
Messenger RNA from Emys orbicularis (European pond turtle), 8528 nucleotides. RefSeq names its product neurofibromin 1 (gene NF1). The record is from RefSeq and is a predicted model, not a curated record. Gene Ontology annotation, biological process: regulation of GTPase activity. The transcript has 58 exons. The coding region runs from base 18 to 8528 and encodes 2836 amino acids. NCBI's taxonomy places the organism in Eukaryota, Metazoa, Chordata, Testudines, Emydidae.